AUGUUGACGACUCCAACAAUUUAUCGUAAAAAUAGUCAUUCAGCAUCAAAUUCAAUUUCUUCUUCAACGUCAACACUCAAUAAAACAUCAUCUUCUAAAGUCAAAUUUCCAUUACCAAAUGCUACAAAACCUCGUUAUCGUGUCAUUCAAUCGAAACAUAUUCACGAUUUACCUGAUGAUAUUUUACUUUCAAUAUUUCGUUAUAUAUCACCCAUUGAUUUAUUAAAUAUUUCCAUUGUUUGUCGUCGAUGGCAUGCUGUAUCACAAGAUGAAAGUUUAUGGUGUAGAUUAGUUCAUUCAUUUGGUUUACAUCAGAAAACAUCAACUAUUAAAACAAAUUCAAGUAAAGAAAUUAUUUUACGCUAUUUACACGAUCAUAUUGAUCGUGAAUUAAAUAAAUUAUUUGAUGUUAAACUUGAUCCGUUGAGUUCAUAUACGGGCAUUCCCGAUUUAAAACGAACACUAGAAAAAUCAUUAAUGUAUUUUAUUAUUGCAUUACUAGAUGAAAAAAAAAAUUUAUUAUUCUCCUAUCGAAAUGAUGAUGUUAAAUAUUUUGAAACAUGUGCAACUAUUCGAUGGUAUAACAGUUCAGAAUGGUUAACUAAUCUUUCAAUUGUAAAAUAUAUACGAUUAUAUGCUGUGGCAGAAGUCAAUAUGGAUACACGUCCUCAUCGUUUACGACGACAAGCACCAUCAACAGUAGCUAAUAAAGAUCAAACAUAUUUGGCUAAAAUAACUCAACAACCCUAUAGACACGUGCAAAAGGUACGUUCAUUACUUGAUGAAUAUGAAUUUAAAUGGUCAUCAAUAAUUAAAAAUACUAAAACAAAUGAGAAUAGUCAAUCAUUGAUAAGAGUCAAUACAUUUGAGUCAGAUGUACUAAUAGGCAUCUAUAAUCAAGAUCAAACAUUUUGUUUUCUUGCAUGGAAUUUUGUUUAUUUAAAAUUUCAUAAACAAUUUUUUAAUGGUUUAAACAAAACACAAUUAUCAUCUUCAGUAACUUUAUCUCAAUUUUUUACAUCAAUUGCAUUUGAUCAAGCAGAAGUAUCAGUUUUUAUUUGUUUUCGUAAUAUGAGAACAAUAUUUUUUCGACAUCGUUUUCGAAAUUCAAAAUUACAUAGUAGUACAAAAUCAAUUGAAAUUAUAUCAGUACAAAUGACACAUGAUAUUGGACCACAAAUAGAAAUUCUACCAAAAUUCAAUUGGAAAACAAUGUUAUUUAAUGGAACGUUAGAUGAUAUGUUUAUUUUAGAUAUUGUUAUUUUAAAUGAUUUAAAAAAUGUAGCAUAUGUAGCAACAAUACCGGCAAAAAUUCAACAAAAUUUAAGUCAAGAAUUUAUAUUAUCGUCAAAUGCAUGGACUAUAAAUGCUCAAACAGAACAAAUUAAAAUUGAGGGUAAUAUAAUAAAAUUAUCUGAUGAAUAUGCAGCAUUAGGAAAUGAAAAUGAACAUAGUUUACAUUUACAAAAUUUAUGGUGUCAUUUUUGA
This is a messenger RNA of Didymodactylos carnosus, 1488 nucleotides long. The record is from the annotation of a GenBank genome assembly. Lineage: Eukaryota; Metazoa; Rotifera; Eurotatoria; Philodinida; Philodinidae.